Molecule: messenger RNA, 606 nt
Organism: Trichosurus vulpecula (common brushtail)
Lineage: Eukaryota; Metazoa; Chordata; Mammalia; Diprotodontia; Phalangeridae
Gene: MIA
Product: MIA SH3 domain containing
Exons: 4
Coding region: 129-527 (132 amino acids)
Biological process (GO): extracellular matrix organization
Molecular function (GO): protein binding
Source: RefSeq, a predicted model, not a curated record
UGGUAGCUUAAAAGGUGAAAAGGACUCCGGGAGGGAAUGGUAACUACAGAAUUGACAGGCAGACCCCCAGGUCUGGUAGCCUCAGUCUAUCCCUUAGACCUCACACAGAUCCAGACUCCCCACACACCAUGAUCCGGACCCCUGCAUCUCUGCUCCUUGCUGCCAUCGUCCUCAGCAGCCUCCUCAGUCUAGGCUUUGGGGGACGACAAAUGGCUAAACUGGCAUCCAGGAAGCUGUGUGCGGAUGAAGAGUGCAGCUACCCCAUCUCUCAGGCCAUUGCCCUUCAAGACUAUUCGGCCCCAGACUGCCGCUUUCUAUCCGUGCAACAGGGCCAGGUCGUCUUUGUCUACUCUAAGCUGAUGGGCCGAGGUCGCCUUUUUUGGGGAGGCAGUGUUCAGGGGGAGUACUAUGGGUCCCAGCCUGCACGCUUGGGCUACUUCCCAAGCAGCAUUCUUCGAGAGGACCAUGUCCUGAAGCCAGGAAAGGUGGAAGUGAAAACAGACAAGUGGGACUUUUACUGCCAAUGAGUCCAGGCCGCCGCUGCCCCUGCCCCUGCCUCUGCCCGGCUGGAGAAGCAGAUGCUGACCCCGAGCCCCAGGACGUCUU